Molecule: messenger RNA, 1293 nt
Organism: Notolabrus celidotus (New Zealand spotty)
Lineage: Eukaryota; Metazoa; Chordata; Actinopteri; Labriformes; Labridae
Exons: 7
Coding region: 77-673 (198 amino acids)
Molecular function (GO): GTPase activity; GTP binding
Source: RefSeq, a predicted model, not a curated record
UUCUUCUUCUGUAUUUCUCUGCAGGAUUUCAAUGCAGAGACUCAAAGUGGACUAAAAACUGGACCAGAACAGGACGAUGGUUCCAGUGAAACUCCUCGUACUGGGAGCUCAGAACACGGGGAAGACAGCUCUGUGUGUUCGUUUCAUCACCAAGCGCUUCAUCGGAGAGUACGACCAUAAGAAGGAGAUGACGUACAGGUGCAGCAGACAGGUGGAUCAGGAGUCUGUGGAGCUGGAGAUCUUGGAUGUGGCUCGUAAGGAGAGCUCUGUGGCGUCUCUGGAGUCCUCGAUCCGCUGGGCAGACGGCUUCCUGCUCCUCUACUCCAUCACACACCGCCUCAGCUUCAUGGAGGUCCCUCGACUCAAGAAACUCAUCGAGCAAACCAAACAGAGUCUGGUCGUCCCCACAGUGCUGGUAGCCAAUAAAGCAGACCUGGAGAUCGGCAGAGAGGUGACGACAGAGGAGGGACAGAGACUGGCUAAAGAUUUAAGGUGUGGUUUCAGGGAGCUGUCAGUAGCAGAGGCUGUUCUAGCUGUGGAGGCAGCGGUGCUUCAGCUUAUCAGGCUGGUGUUGGAUCAGCAGCGCCCCCAUCCUGACCGUCGCUCCUACAUGCUGAGUGUUCGCCACGCUCUGACCAGGAAGCUGACCCGAUCCAAGACCAUGCAGUGGUGACCACAGCAUCCAGGGGACUGUUUGUGUUGUCUGUCUGGACACUGCAGAGUCACUUUGGUAUCAGAUUUAUAUAAUGUUAGAAAUACAGAUUAUAAUCCCAAUACCUGGAUCAGAGAGAUGUGUUUACUCUCCAGUAGAGGGCGGUAGAGUCUAAGAUUUGGAGGAUGUAGAGAGACAAAGGGAAGCAAAGAGUUGAGGCAAGGAGUCAAACCUGUGAUUAGAUUAGAGAAGGUUUAAAAUUAGCUUUAACAUAUGUUUUCCUGAUACUGAUGUUACGCAGGCAUUGUUUUUACUCAGAUUGAACUUUUACCUCCAUAUCUUCGGCUGUAUUUCUUCUAUGUUUCAACCACUCAUUUUCUAUGUAUCUCUGUCAUUCAACAUCUAAACUGGCCGUGCAUGAAUGUGAACACGUGGUUGUGUUUGUAGCAACAGUUGCCAAUUCACAUCUUUGAAUAUAAGAAUGCUAAAAGUAAAAAAGAAAGGUUAAGCGUGUGCAAACUUUCAGAGUGUGUUGGAGUAAUCUUAGGAUGAGGCUGAACGUCGUCACGUGAGAGUUACACGAGAUUUCCUCAAACUGUGACAUCACAGAUUGGGGGAUCUCCUUAAAAGGGCAUAAUAAA